[Torrubiella] hemipterigena is the source of this 1381-nucleotide messenger RNA. The record is from the annotation of a GenBank genome assembly. NCBI's taxonomy places the organism in Eukaryota, Fungi, Ascomycota, Sordariomycetes, Hypocreales, Clavicipitaceae.
GCGGGGAACAAGGCACCGUAAUUACGUAGACGGAGCCAACAAAAGCCGAACAUUGCUUAUAAAGCGACCGUGAUGUCCUGUUCUAUAUAAAUUGGCCGUCUCUGCUUUUGUUGCAACCUGCUCUACUGUUGUCCUACAUACACCAAUUCCAUCCUUUAGCCUUUAACACCACACCGCUUCUUCACAAUGGCUGCCGCUGCUGCUUCCGACCCUGCUUCCAAGAUGAUCUACCGCAACCUUGGCCGCUCUGGUCUCAAGGUCUCUGUUAUUUCCCUCGGUGGAUGGGUCACAUACGGAGGUCAGGUCGGCGAUGACAUCGCCAACGAGUGCAUCAAGGCCGCCUACGACCACGGCGUCAACUUCUUCGACUGCGCCGAGGUUUACGCCGACGGCAAGUCCGAGAUCUCCAUGGGCAAGGCCAUCAAGAAGUACGGCUUCAAGCGCAACGACAUUGUCGUGUCCACCAAGAUCUACUGGGGCAGUGCCUUUGGCGACCGCCCCGUCAACAACUCUGGUCUCUCGCGCAAGCAUCUCGUCGAAGGCACCAACGCCGCCCUUGAGCGCCUCCAGCUCGACUAUGUCGACCUUCUCUACUGCCACCGCCCCGACCGCGACACGCCCAUCGAGGAGACCGUCCGCGCCAUGAACUACCUCAUCGACACCGGCAAGACCUUCUACUGGGGAACCUCGGAGUGGAGCGCCGCCGAGAUCGCCAUUGCGCACCAGAUCGCUGACCGUCUUGGCCUCGUUGGUCCCCUCAUGGAGCAGCCCCAGUACAACUUGCUUGCCCGCGACAAGGUCGAGAAGGAGUUCCACAUGCUCUACUCGCAGUACGGUCUUGGUCUGACCAUCUUCAGCCCCCUCAAGACGGGCAUCCUCACGGGCAAGUACAACAGCGAGAUCCCCGACGACUCGCGAUACGCUACUGCCAAGGACCCCUUCAGCGCCCGCCAGGCCCAGAACUACAAGGACAAGGACCCCAACUGGCUCAAGUGGAUUGAGCAGACCAAGUCGCUCGAGCCCGUGGCCAAGAAGCUCAACACCGAGCUGGCUACCCUGGCUCUGGCCUGGGUCAUCUCCAACCCCAAUGUUAGCAGUGCUAUCACUGGUGCCUCCAAGGUCGAGCAGGUGCACAAGUCUAUGGAUGCGCUUGAGCUGAUGCCCAAGAUCACUGACGAGAUCAAGAAGGAGAUUGAUGAGAUUUUGGGCAACAAGCCCGACAUUGGUCCCAACCGAUUCUAAGCCGCCCAAAAAUGGGAAAAAGUUACAUACCUUAACGUUUAUGCCAGCUGGCGCAUUGUGUAGAUAGACAGAAUGAGAAAGACGACAGUCACGAACAAAUCAACCCGUUCCUCAGUUGUAAAUUUGUUUAAUGUUUUUA